Talaromyces atroroseus is the source of this 1734-nucleotide messenger RNA. RefSeq lists its product as hypothetical. NCBI's taxonomy places the organism in Eukaryota, Fungi, Ascomycota, Eurotiomycetes, Eurotiales, Trichocomaceae. The record is from RefSeq and is a predicted model, not a curated record. Gene Ontology annotation, cellular component: nucleus. Gene Ontology annotation, biological process: DNA-templated transcription; regulation of transcription by RNA polymerase II. The transcript is spliced from 6 exons. Bases 1 to 1734 code for a protein of 577 amino acids. Gene Ontology annotation, molecular function: RNA polymerase II cis-regulatory region sequence-specific DNA binding; zinc ion binding; DNA-binding transcription activator activity, RNA polymerase II-specific.
AUGCCCUGUCAGAAUUGUGCGGUUCGCGAUGAACAGGCAAGCUGCAAGUACAGAGGCACCAAAAACACGCCUACACCGAUAGCCCGUGAACAAGACAAUCAUGAGGUAUCGAUGCAGCGCCGCAUACAAAAUUUGGAAGAUCUGGUCAAAAGACUCAUAGUCCAGGGCCACGGCCAGGUAAAUGUAGCCAAUCAGCAUCUGAAUUCUUCGGAUGUAGCAUCUAUUGCAGAUACAGGCUCAACCGUAAUCGAUGGCGUCCAUUCCGUUUACAAAGUUGCAGACGAUUGGCAUAAUGUACUAGAAGAGAUCAACAGGCUGAAACAGACCUGGAGCCAAACCCAAGAUGACCACACUGAUCAUGGUCCUCUAUCAUACACGGAGGCUGAUGGAGCAAGCUUGCUAUUCGGCCAAGUCAAACAAAUAGAGAGAGCAGAGAUAUUAGCGACUUUGCCAUGUAAACCUGAAGUUGAUGAGUUGAUAAGCCAAUUCUUUGACGCCGUAACCUUCCCUCUAGCAGUUCCUCCUAUCUUGCAUGAGCCAACUUUCAUGCGCGAGUACAAUGAACAUUGGCGAGACCCGUCCCAGACAAAUAUUAUAUGGUUAGGCUUGCUCUUCUCUAUCCUCAGCACAGUCAUGCUCUCCUAUCACCAAUGGGAUGAGCCACCGCGGUACUAUGGGAUCUCAGAAUCACUGUUUCAACUGUACCGGCUGCGCACAGCCCAGUGUCUUAUUAUUGGAGAUAUUGCCAAAUGCCUUCCAUAUACAAUUGAAACCUUACGCUUUAACGCAACCGCCGAGCUCAAUCGACAAGAUGAUAACAGUCGGGGUCUAUGGAUUAUAACGGGGGUCAUAGUACGGGCUGCAAUAAAUAUGGGAUAUCACCGUGAUCCUUCUCAGUUGUCCUCCCUUUCUGUGUUGCAAUCAGAGUACCGGCGCCGAGUGUGGAAUGCAGUAACUCAUAUGGAUGACUUGGCCUCGUUUCUAGUCGGAUUCCCUCGCAUGAUGGCCGCAAUCUAUUCGGACACGAAAGAACCACGCAAUAUUCACGACUGGGAGUUAACCGAAGAGACAACCGUUCUUCCGUCAUCAAGACCAUUAACUGAGCCUACCUCGGUGACCUACAUGAUUGUUAAGGGACAUAUAGCUCAUGCUCUCGGUCGCAUUACCGAUUUCAACAAUCUUCCGGGUCUAGGUUCGUACGAUACUGUACUCAGCCUUGACAAAUCCUUGCAUGAAGCAUAUCAGAACAUGCCUCCGCACAUGAGGGUUUUUCACCUCAAAGGAGAACUGAAAUCCUCGAGUAGCCAAUCUGUCAUUACUAGCAUGCAACUCGAAUCCCUUUACCACAAAGGAAUGUGUACUCUCCACCAACACGGACGAAGGGGCCCAGAGUUAAGCACGCCAAUUGAGUUUGAUUGUGCCCCUCUUUUGCAAGCGUUAGAGAAAUCCUGCGCUCUUUGGAGUGAAGCAAAGAAAUCUUGUGAGGAGGCCAACGGAGUAUGUCAAAUUCUCACGGGUAUGCUUUCGAGCUUUCAAACUCCCUCGACGACUCAGAGGAGGAAAAGUCCUGAUCUGCCGCUUGAAAUCCCGGGAUUUAGUCCGCUGUUUCAAUCAACUGAUCGCCGUGGCUCCAUGAAGAAGGAUAUAUUUCGAAAUUUGAAUGAUGAAAUAGAUAUUGAUUGGGCUACAUGGGAUGCGUUUAUCGACGAAGCGAAUUUUGAAGACGGAUUUUGA